AUGGUCAUCGUCGGGUAUGGCCGCCAAGGAAGGGGCUGCUGUAUCCGGCUCCUCGACCGGCCUUCUCCGAACGACUCCAAGGGGAACUUGCCGGGCGGAGUGGAUCUGAGGACAUCGAAAGGCGGUUCCAAGGUCGAGCGCCAGGAGCGUAUCAUCGCAUACCUUGAGGCUGUGCAGGGUGAAGGCUAUGGCUUCCUCCGGGGAGACAGGGGCUGGCUGGGAGGCCAUGUGCGGCCUGGCUUUGGUUCUUGGCUGGAAACGAUGGGCUGCCGCGGCAAAGUGCUCACCCCUGUUGAUCUCCUCGGGCCCAGCCAUCGCUGGCUGUAUCUCCGGGUCGAGAAGCCGAAAAGCCGUCGGAAGUCUGCGAAAGUUCAGCAUGCCAAGCUCGAUGACCUGGUUUGUCUACAGCUUGCCGCCUGGCUCUGGCAAGACCUCCCUCCCGGUGAGCUCUUGUACCCUGGGUCUCCAGCUGUCUACAGGCGUCGAUGGGACGCGCUUCUUGCCAAGCUGAAGAUCCCCGCCUUGGUCAAGCUGACACCUGGCUCUUCGAGGGCCGGCGGAGCCAUCGCCGCCUUCCAGAAAGGGCUUUCGGUCAACGACUUGCUUUGGCGGAUGAGGCUUAAAAGCCUUUCAACCUUGGAAUACUAUUUGCAAGAGAUGUCGGCGAUUUCGAUUCUUCCAUCCCUAGGCCAGGCAACAAGACGGAGGAUAUCUGCGGCUUCUCUACUCUUUCCUACCGUUGUUUCGGGCGACUUGGGCCGGUGA
Molecule: messenger RNA, 765 nt
Organism: Symbiodinium sp. CCMP2456
Lineage: Eukaryota; Dinophyceae; Suessiales; Symbiodiniaceae
Source: the annotation of a GenBank genome assembly